Lachnellula hyalina is the source of this 699-nucleotide messenger RNA. RefSeq names its product Esterase (gene tropF). Lineage: Eukaryota; Fungi; Ascomycota; Leotiomycetes; Helotiales; Lachnaceae. Gene Ontology annotation, cellular component: nucleus; cytoplasm. Gene Ontology annotation, biological process: secondary metabolite biosynthetic process. The coding region runs from base 1 to 699 and encodes 232 amino acids. The transcript has a single exon. The record is from RefSeq and is a predicted model, not a curated record.
AUGGCGCCCACGCCAGCCUACAGAGACGGUCUCAGCGUAGAUAACGCUGACCUACCAACGAUUAUCUGCCUCCAUGGAGGCGGGACGAAUUCAACAAUCUUCAAUAUACAGUCAGUUCGCAUCCAGCGUGCCCUCCGCGACUCCUUCCACUUUAUCUUCCCAGACGGGCCCUUUCCAUAUGGCCCGGGGCCAGACGUGUUGCCCUUCUUUGAGGGGUGUGAACCCUUUCUGGGGUGGACCAAUAGAGGAGACGCUGGACCGAUGCCCGAUGAGUCGAUACAGGUUAUCAAGAAGGCUAUUGCCGAACGCCAGAAUAUCUCAGACGUAGUAGGCAUAAUGGGGUUCUCGCAGGGAGCGCGGACGGCUGCGGGCUUGCUCUAUGAGCAGCAGUUGAGAGAUAAGGGAGGAGAAGGUGAAGGGCUUGGAGUCGACUUCAAAUUCGGAGUGCUGUGUAUGGGGACAAGUCCUCCGCUUACAGAUAAGCUGUCGGAGAAUGAAUUGAUUGCUGUUCCUAGUAUUCACGUUGUUGGCACGUCGGAUCCUUGGGCGUUUUCAAGUAGAGAGUUGUACGAGGGAUUUUUUGAUAAGAAGACGAGUAAGAAGAUUGAAUUGGAUUUGGGACAUCGGCUUCCAAGUGUAGAAGAGGAUACUUACAAAAUUGUGCACGAGAUCCGGAGGUUGUAUCGAGAGACUUCCUGA